UCCCGAGGAGCUCUUAUGAGGCCCCCUGCGCCGCCGCCGCGGCCGGCUCCGCUCUGCGAUGUGCGCCUGCAAGUGCCGCCUGCCCUGAGCGGGCGCGCCGCCGCCAUGGAGCCACCGGGGCGGCCCCUGCUGCCCGAGCGGCUCCGCCUGCCCGUCUGCUUCCUGGGCGUCUUCGUCUGCUACUUCUACUACGGCAUCCUGCAGGAGAGCAUAACUAGAGGUAAAUAUGGAGAAGGUGCCAAGCAGGAAAAGUUCAAAUACGCUUUGUCCUUGGUCUUCAUUCAAUGCGUGAUCAAUGCCGUCUUUGCCAGGUUAGUGGUUACCUUUUUUGACGCCGUGAGGGUGGAUCGGACCCAGAACUGGUUGUAUGCAGCUUGCUCACUCUCCUAGGGUGCUAUGGUUUCCAGCAACUCGGCUCUGCAGUUCGUCAACUAUCCAACCCAGGUCCUUGGGAAGUCCUGUAAGCCCAUUCCAGUCAUGCUCUUAGGGGUGACGCUGCUGAGGAAGAAAUACCCACUAGCCAAAUAUCUGUGUGUCCUGCUGAUAGUUACAGGAGUGGCUCUGUUCAUGUACAAACCUAAAAGGGGAGGUGACGGUGAGGACGGCCACAUCUUUGGCUAUGGAGAACUCCUCCUGCUGCUGUCACUGACAUUGGAUGGACUGACGGGAGUGUCUCAGGACCAUAUGAGAGCUCAUUACCAAACUGGUUCCAAUCACAUGAUGCUAAAUGUUAAUCUAUGGUCCACCUUGUUCCUGGGGGCUGGUAUCUUGUUCACUGGAGAGCUCUGGGAAUUCCUGAGUUUUGCUGAACGCUACCCCAGCAUCCUCUACAACAUCCUGCUGUUUGGCCUGACAAGUGCACUGGGUCAGAGUUUCAUCUUCAUGACUGUGGUAUACUUUGGACCCUUAACUUGUUCAAUCAUCACCACAACCCGCAAAUUCUUCACCAUUUUAGCAUCUGUCAUUCUAUUUGCCAACCCAAUCAGCAUGAUGCAGUGGGUGGGGACUAUCCUGGUAUUCAUGGGUCUUGGACUUGAUGCCAAAUUUGGGAAGGGAUCAAAGAAGACAACCCAUUAGGAAGACUUUUGAACGCUGCAAAAUUGGAAUGAACUCUUUAACUUAUUGUCUUGUACCUCAGCAUCUGUUAUGAAACUGGACUCAGGAUGGGUGCCUGGGGAAAGGAAUGGGUAUUGUUUUUUAAUUAUGAAGUGUUUUAAAAUCUUAAUUUUAAUCAAGAGUGUAGUGCUUUUUUUUUCUGUAAUCAAAAUUGCAUUGAUGGAUCCCAGUAGCAGGGAGAAAUUCAAGUCUUAAUGGGAGAAACGCUUCAUACCUUUAUUAAAGAAAAGGAGACAAGUCA
Molecule: messenger RNA, 1357 nt
Organism: Dermochelys coriacea (leatherback sea turtle)
Lineage: Eukaryota; Metazoa; Chordata; Testudines; Dermochelyidae
Gene: SLC35B1
Product: solute carrier family 35 member B1
Biological process (GO): UDP-galactose transmembrane transport
Cellular component (GO): Golgi membrane; endoplasmic reticulum membrane
Molecular function (GO): UDP-glucose transmembrane transporter activity; UDP-galactose transmembrane transporter activity
Source: RefSeq, a predicted model, not a curated record